CAAAAUUUGACAAGGAGAGCAUUGCAAUACUAAGUGGUCGUGUGCACAUCGGACAAUUAUGAACGCUGCAGUGAUCCAAUGGUGCCGAUCAGUGCGAGUACACUUGUAGCCAGGCGGACCAUUCCCCGAAAAAAAUGUGGAGCCAGACUGAUGACUAGAUGGCCUUUCUCAAAGGUUGUUCAGUCCAUGUACCAGUUCGCCCCGCUUGUGAUCGUCGAGAAGCAGCGGGCUGUGAAGCAGGCCGUCCGUCAUUAGCUUGUCACCGUGUUUCCGUCGCUCUUGUAUCUCAGGUUUUAGUAUUCAUCUUCCAGUCAUGGCAGAAGACAAUGCCAGCGCGCUUCCGGUCAUUGCAGUGCCAUUGCAAGAACCCUCCCUCACGCCAGUAGCGAAAGCACCAGCAGGUGAAGGGGAGCCUCCUGCGACGUCUCCAGUGGAAGUUACCCCAGAGACGGCAUUUUCUACAUUGGACAAUUCGGCGAGUGCCAGUCCCAAUGGCAAGAACAAUGCAGACAAUUUGCGGCGAACAAGCUCCAAAAUUGCAAAUCUCCGAGCAGCUUUCGAAAGCACAUCCAACGGCACCAACUCACUUGAGACGCCGAUUAAGAAAAGAUACGAGAGAAGCCCAUCGCGACCACACGAAUACGAGACAGAGAUCGCAAGAUUGAAGGAUCAAUUGGAGAAGGAGGCUGAGCUGCGUCAGGCAUACGAAGAGAAAUGCGCGGUGCUUGAGGAGGCCAAUGAUGCGGUCACAGCCAGGCUAGAGCAUAGAGACAAGGUCUGGGAGUCAGAAAUACAGCGAGAGCAUGGAAGCCUAUUGAAGGAAAAGAUACAAGCUGUCGAGGAAGCCAACAGCUUCCAGCGGCAGCUGGCCGAGCUCAAAAGAAGCAUUUCCAGUGCCACGCACAUCGACAAUCAUGUCACGGAUACAACAUUCACGUCAGAGCUGGGAAUCCUUCACAGCGAGAUACAGAACUGGACGGUUCAAAACUUUCGGCGGGCAAAGCUGGGCGCUUCGAGCGAGGAAACCGACGCACGAAUAAAGUCUAUUGAGGAGCCACAGGAGAGGGAGUUGCUCUCACAACUUUUCCUGAAACAGUCGCCGACUUCAAAAUUGGCUUGUAUCCAGACGGCAAUCGUCUCAUCCAUGAUGGAGAUCUUCCGCCAUCCACUAUUAUUUGGCAUGGAAUCUCAGGAGGUGUGGCAGCAGAGCGUCAAAACGGCAAUAGAGAAGUUGCCCGAUGUGCUGACUCCUCCAGCCUUCAACAAAUGGCGCGCCAUGACUCUGAACAGUCUUCGGCAAUGUGAUAGCAUGAAGUCGUCCAUCGAUGCUACUGCUGUGGCAGUAGCAGAUAAGAUAUGUGUGAUGCUUGGCAAACUCACGGAUGCCGAAGAGCACGAAGCUCGCGUUGCUUCUCUAAACUCCAUCAUCAAGCGCAGCAUCGAUCUUGCACAUCUGUUCAAGGCCCAGCGUGCCCAAUAUGACUUCGUGCUACCCGGCCCGGGCACCAAUUUUGAUACCGAAACCAUGGAGGACAUUGCUGAUGAAAAGGAUGACUUGAACGAGACGGCAAUUGUUUGCGCUACAUUUCCUUCGGUGGUCAAAACCGGCGACGAGAAUGGUGACAACACGCGUCUCACCAACGUCAUAUUCAAAGCUAAAGUGCUUCGGUCGGAUACUGAGCAGCAAUCAUCAUGAUUUCUUAAGAGUGCAUAGCUCCAGGUGUGUGAGUAGACCAGCAACGG
Molecule: messenger RNA, 1743 nt
Organism: Dissoconium aciculare CBS 342.82
Lineage: Eukaryota; Fungi; Ascomycota; Dothideomycetes; Mycosphaerellales; Dissoconiaceae
Exons: 2
Coding region: 314-1696 (460 amino acids)
Source: RefSeq, a predicted model, not a curated record